Cryptotermes secundus is the source of this 8441-nucleotide messenger RNA. It is a transcript of the gene sm, whose product is annotated as heterogeneous nuclear ribonucleoprotein L. The transcript has 14 exons. Gene Ontology annotation, biological process: regulation of RNA splicing; mRNA processing. Gene Ontology annotation, cellular component: nucleus. Lineage: Eukaryota; Metazoa; Arthropoda; Insecta; Blattodea; Kalotermitidae. The record is from RefSeq and is a predicted model, not a curated record. Gene Ontology annotation, molecular function: mRNA binding. Bases 31 to 1536 code for a protein of 501 amino acids.
ACCACCCAAUAUUCCAUAUUCAGUUUCAACAUGGCGUUUAAUGGAGAAGGUCCAUUGAUCAAGCGUCAGCGAACAGACCUUGAAACCGGCCAGCACAGGAACCAUGCAGAGCAAUAUGGAGGAUACGGAGAUGAGCCACGCAGGAAAAGAACGGAGAACGAGAAAGUGAACCACGUGCUGCUCUUCACAGUUCUGAACCCAGUGUAUCCGAUCACAGUGGAAGUACUGCAUACGAUCUGUUCACCAAGCGGCCAGGUUCUACGCAUUGUCGUCUUCAGGAAGAACGGCAUACAGGCAAUGGUUGAAUUUGACAGCAUAGAAUCUGCGAAGAGAGCCAAGGAGUCUCUGAAUGGAGCAGACAUCUACUCAGGUUGUUGCACACUCAAGAUAGAAUACGCUAAGCCCACCAAGCUGAACGUGUACAGGAAUGACUUGGAGAGUUGGGACUACACAACCCCCAACGUCGGCGUUAAGCAAGACUCAUCGGCUUCUGGUCGACCGGCCCCCCUUUUGCAGGAACCUAGAUUUGGGGCUGGCCCUCAACCCUAUCGAGGUGAUGGCAUGAUGCGUGGCAGUGGUGGCGGCAGUGGAGGGGGAGGAGGACUUGCUUCGUCAUAUGCGGGGGCGGCAGAUCGUUACGAAGACGGCUAUCAGAACGGGCCUCCAGGCUCAUAUUCAGAUCAAUAUGGAGACAGAUAUCAGUCUGACAGGUAUAGUAUGAAACAAGAUUAUGGCAGGGAGCCGCUUCACCCUACUCCUCCACGAUCAGGCUAUGGACCCGCAGCCAUACCACAAACCCCAGGAGGACCUAACGCACCAGGGCCACAGCAAGGAUCAGUCAUGAUGGUUUAUGGGCUUGAUCCAGAGAAAUCCAAUACUGAUAGACUGUUCAACAUUUUCUGCCUGUACGGCAAUGUGCUGCGUAUUAAGUUUCUGAAGACAAAGGAAGGCUGUGCUAUGAUUCAAAUGGGGGAUGGCUUGGCAGUGGAACGCUGUGUGCAAAACCUGAAUAACGUGACUCUGAUGGGGUCAAAGCUGCAGUUGGGGUUUUCCAAACAAGCAUUCCUAAGUGAUGUACAGAACCCACACUCACUGCCUGACAAGAGUCCAUCCUUCAAAGACUUCACAGGCAACAGAAACAACCGUUUUAUGAAUCCUACUAUGGCCAGCAAGAACAGAAUACAGCCUCCAUCUAAGAUCCUGCAUUUCUUCAACACCCCACCAAACAUGACCGAGGAACUACUUGCCAAGGUGUUUGAAGAUAAUCAAGCACCAUGUCCAAAGACCAUCAGAUUAUUCCCACUGAAGACAGCAGACAGAAGCUCGUCUGGCCUCUUGGAGUUUGAGGAUGUGGCUGAUGCACUGAUUGCCCUCAUGCUUUGUAAUCAUGCUGCUAUUGAGAACCCAGGUGGCAAGUUCCCGUACGUCAUGAAGUUGUGCUUCUCAUCAUCCCGUCAGAUCCCAAAUUCCAUGCGCAGUGGAGGGAACAGCGACCAGCAGCAACACCAAGAUAUGCAAGAUGAGAACCUGGAGUAGAUGCAGAUAUGAAGCGUUCAAUAUUUUUCGUUUUCUUUGGUGGAUCAGGAGUAGUUGUAAUCAUCUCUUCGCACCCUGCCCUCUGUUUUGUGAGGGGCCCCCCCAUGUUCCUCAGAUCUUACUGAAUAGAAAUUAUAUUCAUCUAAUCAGUUUUACUUACUUGACUCUAUUCACACACUGAUUGGUAAUGUAAGAAUUCAUGGGCCAUUUCUUAAAAAUACAUGCAAUAUAAAAGCAUUCUGUAAGCAUCAACCAGGUUAAUUGUGCAGUAGCAUUAUUUCUGUGUGAGAAAUCAACCAUUCCGUGAUAUACCUGUGUAUACCAUUCACUGACAUUCACAGCUUUCCUGACUUUUUGUGGCUGGGGGAUGAAAAUCCAAGUGUUAUGGGUGGUUGUUUCAUGUAGCAACAUUUUACUGUGUUUUUUAGAAUUGGAUAACCAUGGACCAAGGCAUUGGUUGUUACACAUAAGCCAGAUACUUUAUUUUUAAUUUAUUUAAUUCACGUGGUAUUGCCAGAUCACAAGAACAUGCAGUUGAGGUGUUGAUUUUAGGACAGUUCAGAUUUGAGCUAAAGUUAUAGCAGCGUAGUGUCUCUGUAUCUUGACUUUCGGCAUCACAAACCAUCACUCCUCCAAGGUAAUACUUAAUUUCAUUUAUUGGCAGGGUGAGGAGUUUCUGAAGCAACAUAAAGUCGUAUGUUAUGAAGGUCAGAAGGCUUGAUGUGUAAGAACUUGUAUUUCCUGGCUGUAUAACUAUUUCAUCUUUGCAGGUUGUCUCUACCAUAUAUUUUGACUUGCACUGGAUAACAUGAUAGAAGUGCAUUGGGGCAAUGUUCCACCCCCAUACCUCAUCAUCACAUGAUGUAUUUUUGUGUGAUUUAACCCUUGUACUCUCAGAUCUGUAUGCAGAAGUUACGUGACUUUUUCAUAAUACUCCAGCCAAAGCUGUUCAGUGCAAAAUAAAAAAAACAUUGAAAAAGCAGAUUCAUUGUUAUCAUUUUUUAGUCUGCACAUUAAAAGGAAAAUAAAUUUACUCAGGUCACAGCACUUUCCUUUUCCGCACUGUGAUCAGGUGAUCAGGCAUGUGACGAGCACAAAGCAUCUUUAUUGAUGCUGCUGAUCACACAAGAGAUUUCAGUGUAAGCAAAUCUAAUUGCCUUUGAUUUCUUCAGAUUCAUUUACAGUAGACAGAUCUUUUCCAUUGACACCAUGUGCAAAUAGAGGGCAGGGUGUGCUUGCUGUUCUUUUGUUACAUCAUCUGCCUUUAUCAUUGUGGCAGCAUGUCAUUAAUAAGUGUUGGGCCUAACCUAGGGUAGUCAAUAUGUUUUAUACAUCUCAUGCAUAGGAAUUCCAUUCUUCCGUUUUUAUUCCUUAGAUGGCCAUGUACUCUUGAUAAAGUAACUUUUUUUUUCCUGAAGUCCAGAGUGUGGAGAGGCUAAUAAAGACAUAGAUGUGAUGGGAGAAAGUAAGCUGACAGGACAGAGGACUCCCACUGUCAGGAUGUUACCAAGUUGAUUGUCAAUUCUUGCACAAGGGAGGGUGACUGGAAGGCCAGAUGUGCAGCAUAUAUCUAUACAUGAGCAGAUGUUCCAAUUCUCGGACAUAACCGCAUCAACAACAACAACAAAAUCCUCGUGUGCAAACAUGAGGUGACUCUGAAACAUAUCAGUAUAGUGCUUAUAUUUCAAUUACUGGAAGAAUUACUGUUUUCCAAAGUAUGAUUCCAGAAAUUUUUAAACAGUUGUAAUUGAUGUUUUUUGUGUGUUCUAUGUGAAGUGGCUCCUAUUCUCUUGGUCAUCGGUAAAUUAGCUUAUUGCUGUGCAUUCAUUGGGUCUUCCUCUUCAGUUUUGCAAGCUGUUUCCCCAGUCAGUGAGGUCCAGUAUUGCUUCAACUUGGUUUUGCAUACUUUUAUAGAGUUUCCUUUUUUAUAAGUAAGCAUGUGCACAUGUUAGAUACUUUCUCCCUAAAUGAGGAACCAGAGCCAUUAAAGACAGUAGAAUAUAAUGUAGAUUGUAGAUUUUGACGACCAGCAUUUUGGUCACAUUGGGCUGGUGCAUUGCAUUAAAGAACAUAAGAGUGGCCUCUGUCAUCUGGACCACCAGAUGGUGAUUUCUGACCAGAGAGAGGUUUCCCUCAAUUCUUUUUCUUAUCAUCUGAAAGCAGAAGUACAGUUUUAUAUGAAAUAUAUGUUAUAGACUUUAAUACUAUUACAAUUUUAUUGCAAACAACCUUGUUGAAUUGGUUUUAUUGUUAAUUCAUAUUUCUCGUCUCUCAUUCUUUGCCAUGUCCACUCUUUAAUGAAGAGAAAUAUGUAUUUUCAACUGAAGUUUUCUUAGAAUUGGACCUGUCAGUUUUGUCAAAGAGAAUUUUUGUUGGAAGAAACAUGUAAACAGAAAAGAUGGAUUGGCCAAAGGAGAAUUUACUAGGAGUUGAGGGUAGUAACAAUGAAAUUUUAUUUUAUACAGCCAAUAACACUUAUAAAUUUUUGCUGUCUAGUAGGUGUCAUCACUUUAUUUCAUUUCAGAAGCCUGUCUGGCUGUUAAAAGUGCAAAGUUAACAUCCUAUUAACUGCUUAUUCUCAAGUUUUGCUGUUUUCAUGUGUCUCACAAGUCUGCUUGAUUCAGGAAAUGACCUUUGUCACAGAAUGUAGUGUAAUCAUCUCUGUACCAGCCCAGGUAACCAUAUGCAUUUAGAUUUAUGACGUUCUGUUCUUCAUGUAAUGUAUUGUUCUUGCUGGAGCGGCUUAAUUGUGAUGUAGACACUCAGAUCCCUUUUCCGUCUGCCAUCUCCUAAGUAGUUAAUCCUAUGUAUUUCCCAUUUCAGAUUUUGAUGUCCAAACACAACUUUAUUGUUUGCACAUAUAAUAUGGCGAUAGCAUGGAGUCCAGCUAAUCACUGCAGGACUUACCCUCUGUGGAUGUACCUGUGUAUCACCUAGAUUAGUGGAAAAAUGUGAAAUUAUUUUGCAUUUAGAAUAGUUCAGACCUACCCCGCUGUUGUCCACAGCUAAUAGCGCUACAACACCAGUUUCACAAUCCUGCCAGCCAUGGCUGUUGCAGUGAGGUUAGCUCACCGCAGUGUCACUACUCUUUGCGCAGGCAAUGUCUAGUUUAUGAGCUUCUGUAUUCUAUACAAGUCAUCAGGAGAAAAGAAUUUUCAUAUAUACAGAAAUGUUCUUUGAUUUAAAUGGUUUCCAAUUUAGCAGUCUAUACUGUAUACAAUUUGGUACAUACAUGUUUAUAUAAAUAAAGAUAAUGUGGAUUGUUACUCAUAUAGAACGUUAUUUAUGUCUUCUGAUCUGUGGUAUGUAUGAUUAACGUAUGAAACACAUGGUUAAUAUUGUGGUGUUCCUUCUUUCUUGUCCUAUAGUUACUAUGAUCAUGAACACCUCCUUUAUUUAGCCAGAAGUUUGUUUUCACUCGUCACAAUAAAUUUUCAAGAUGUGAAAUUAGAAACUGUAUAAUUUUGCAGAAUAGUAUGUUUAUAAAUAUGUGAUCUCGAAGAUUGAAUCUGUUGCCAUUUAAGCCUUCAAAACCCCAGUGGUUGCUCUAUGUAUCACCUGGUUUUCUUACAUACUGAAACUCUGCGUUCUGCCCACACAGUGUAUUUGUGUGUUCCAUGUGGUUCUCACAAUAAACAGCAUUAACUGGCAGGUUUUUGUAGUGGAGGCGAAAUGUAUUCCCUGUGUUGUGCGGACUGAAUCUUUGUAUAUUAAUGUGUUCAGUCUGUGUUAAUGGAGUUAUUUUGAAAGUAGAAAUUUUUUAUUGAAUUUGAAGUUCAUGUUUAAAUGUUUUUUUAGUCUCCUGCCAUUUCAGUUAUGAAUUAAUAUUUUUGAUAUGUUGGAUUUGAAAAUUUCUGAAUCAGUUUCUAUUGACUUUACAAUGAAGCAAAUUGAAAUUUAUUGUGAUAUUCCAGGUGACAUUGUGAUGACACUUCCUGCCCAGCCAAGGCACUCGUGGUGCAUUGCGUAGAGAGUUUGCAAGUAUUUUGUAUAACAUAUGACUGAAGAUGGGUGUUAUAUUGUAGUUUGCUGGUAGAUCUGUUUUGACAUCAUUGUGAUGUAGCUGCUGCUAUAAUGUUUUAGAACAGCUGCACCUGUUGUCCUUGUUGGAGGUGUUUUAACGCUACAGUUACAGGGCAUGCAGAGUGGUAAUCUAAUGGACAUUCUUUGAAAGUUCCAGUAAGCACUGUUUGCUUCUUGAUAAUUGUUUUAUUUCUAAAUGUAUGAACUAUGGAAAUACAUUUAUAUAGGUACUUGACAUCAUUUUCAGACUUGAUAAUUUUGGAACAUUGCCUUUUCACUGGCAGGUAUUUUGUUGCAGCUUAUACAAAUCUUAUUUUGUUUUAUAAAGAUGAUGCAACAUGAGAGGCAUAAUAAAUUGUAAGAUACUUUGCGUGGUUUCUUUAUAUGUCUGAAUUACUUGCAAUAGGAAACUAACCUUUUGAGUAAAGUUUAGAGUUGACUGGUAGGACCAGCAAGCCUACCUCAGUGGUGUUAUGCCACUUUCAUGAUAUAGUAGUAGUAAAUAACAGUAAAAAAUAUCUUGAGGUCUGUGAGGGUUUUAAAAACCUAUUUCAUUAUUUAUUGACAGUGAACAUUCUCUCAGAAAUGUAUAUUAUAUAUAUAUUAAAAUUUUUGUUGCCAUUUUAUAUACAUCGUACACUCCAGAAUGACACAGAAUAAUUCCAUAAUUAUAAAAUACUGUAGGAUGUAACCAUGAUGGACAUUAUUUUAAAUUUCUUAUGGUAAGCAGCAUUGAAGAUUUCCUAUCUCCAUUUUUGCAUACAGUUUAUAAUGUACUAGUUUUUUUUGUUUGCAUAAUCAGCAGAAGUAUUGUAGUAAAACAAAGUACAGCCUGCAUAAGCUCAGUUUUAUGGUUAUAACUGACAUUGAGUAAACUGGAAAUUGGCAUAACAUGUUCACAGUAUGAAGCUUGUUACAGCAGUGUUUAUCUGUGUACAAGUUUGCAAAUUGUACAAUGUACAUUCAUGCAAUUAACUUAUACAAGAUACCUCUAUAUUCACCUAUGAUGCAUUUGUGAGAUGAUGGUGAAUAAGGUUAUGUUCUUCAGCAAAUUUAUAUAUAUAUAUCCUUUCAAUGAAUUAUUAUUAUUUCCUCUCACUUUCUUUGCAACUUGUAUACAUGCAUUAACAUUGCUAACAUCACUUUUCUUUUUGGAAGUGUAGGUGUGCAAAAGGAAAAGCUGAACUAUGUGAGAUGUUGCUGCUAUGACAACAGUGAGGUUGAGGCUGAGGCAGACUGAUGUAGCUUGUGUGGAGUAGAUGACCGAGAAGCUGCAUCACAGGAAUGUUGCAUAAGAAAAUUUGUGAUAAAGUAUAAUGUUGAGUUUUGGCUUAGAAACUGUGAGUACCUAAUGCACAAAUAAGGAGGCAUGACUGCACAUAUUUUAAAUAUGUGUAGCUUAGUGGCUACAGCUUCUGUCAAAAAGAAACAUUUUUCACUUUAUUUGCUUAAUUUUAAAUUUGUAUUUGAGACCAUGAAAAUGCUGGUUGCUGUUGUCUCGUUUGCAUUAGAUUAACGUUUGGCAUACAAAUUUUGUAAAAUUUCAUCAAACUCUUUGAUGUUUUAAUACGAAUAUUGACACUUGAAGCUUAAGACAGUAAGACAUUGGCCUUGUGUGCAGAAGAUUUUGGAUUGAGACAUUGGCCUUCCAUGCAGAAGAUUUUGGAUUGAGGCAUUUGCCUUCCAUGCAGAAGAAUUUGGAUUGAGGCAUUGGUCUUCCAUGCAGAAGAUACUGAAUUGAGACCAGCCAGAUCCAGUAUGCAUAUUUUUGUCACCUGAAUACUUUUAUAUAUAUGAGAGAUGCCAGUCUCCUUCUAGGGUUUGGAACUCUUGUUAAACUGUCAGUCACCUCUUUACCUCUGCUGACCAUUGUUGUCUUCAGUUCUCUUGUCAUCAAGGCCAGAUGGAAACCCAACAUCAGAUGCUCCCCUCUGAAAUGUGGAUUCCUAUCUUGACCAUGGACUGGAAGGCAGAUGUAGCAGCAUAGCCAGGGACUACAUGUAAAAGCAUAAGCCACAUACAACAAGUUGCAGUUAUUUUUAAAUGUAAACAAAGAAUUGCAGUAGUUUUGAAAAUUGACACUUUACUAUAACCAGUCUUCCUUUUGUGCAUAAUUAAAAUAGCUCAUUGUUGGAGAAGUUAAUUUCAUGUGCUACGUAUUCUGCAUGUUUAGAUGUGUUUUGAGAAGUGCCCAUUUGUUUUGUAUUGUCAGUACCUCACAAACAACAGUGCCCAAACUGUGAGACUGACAUGCUGUAGUAGGUAUACAAAACUUUUUGAACCACAAUGAAUUAGGUUAAGUUUAUUUUGAUGGUACCUGAUUUAUGACAAUUUUUAUUUUAUGGCAUGUAAAUUUGAUCAAGCAGUAUAUCUGUAUAAGUAAGUGUUCACCAUACAGAAAGUUGUCUAAGCUCUAUAAUGACUUAUCUGCACAGACCUUGUUUGUGUGAAGGUAGUUCAGUUUAAUUCCAAAUGACAGUUCAUAAUCAGUUUCAUUCUAAUAAUAGCAGUGCUUACAUGGAACUUAUUAACUGUGUGCUACAGUACAUUAACUCCAUUUAUUUCCCCCUCCUUAAAUGUGCAAUUGAAUUUUGACUUUGAGGGACUAAGAUUGGUUUCUUCUGCAUGCCUUUGUAAUGGUUGCGUUAUCACAUUCCCAUGCACAUAGUCAUAGAAUUUAUGUUAAUUAAGGAAGAAACAAAAAUAAGAGAACUACUUAGAUCUUAAGUGAAGAAGCCACACGAAGUCAAUUAAAACAAAUUAUUACAUGUGAAGAAGAUUGUUGUCGUGUUUUUCUAUGCUGCCAUAAGUUGUACUCCAUCUCAUGUAUUAAAAUGCGCUCAGUGUUGGCAACACAGUAAUAAAUAUGAUUACAGUGCUCU